Molecule: messenger RNA, 1071 nt
Organism: Entamoeba dispar SAW760
Lineage: Eukaryota; Evosea; Mastigamoebida; Endamoebidae
Exons: 1
Coding region: 1-1071 (356 amino acids)
Source: RefSeq, a predicted model, not a curated record
AUGAAAUUAGGAUACAACGAAAUAAUGAUAACGUCAAUGUUUUUCGAUGAUAUUAAAGAUUUUAUUAAUUUAGAAAUUGGAGUUAAAAGAUUUCAAGGAAAUAUGGAACGAUUUCAUUUUAAUCCAAUUCCAUUAAAUGAAUAUUCAAGAAAAUUAUUUCCUAAUAUUGAAACAUUUCAUAUUUAUAAUUAUAGUGAUAAAAUAUUUAAUGAUGGAAGAAUAUUUAAAAAAGUAAUAUGGUAUUUAGUAGAUUAUUCAACUUAUUUAAAAGAGAAAAGAAAUGGGAGUGAUUGCAAAAAUAUAACAUAUACAAAAUAUGAUCGAAAUAUAUAUGGAAAUAUAAUACCACCAGAAGUUACAUCACUUGGAUAUGAAUGUUUUGCUAGAAUGUAUGGGUUGUUAACAAUUAUUAUACCAACGAUGAUUAAAAGAAUAGAAGAUAAUUGUUUUGAAGAAUGUAAAUCAUUAAAAUCAGUCAUAAUUCAGUCAACACUUUAUGAAUUAGGAAGUGAGUGUUUUUAUGGAUGCACAGGAUUAACAAGUAUGGGGAUAGAGAAACUCCAAUUUAUUAGUAAAGAAAGAAUAUUUAUGAAUGAACCAGUGUUAAUCAGCAUUAAAAUACCAGAUAAUCUGGAAAUAGUCAAUGGAAAAAGAAUUAAAAAGAAAGAUAUUAAUGAAUUUAUUAUUCCAUCUUCAAUUACUAAAUUAGGGAAUAGAUGUUUUAUUUUAUGCACAACAUUAACAUCAAUUAAUAUACCAACACCAAUUAAAGAAAUAGGAGAUGGGUGUUUUUUAAAUUGUGUAUCACUGAUAUCAAUUAAUCUUCAAACGUUAAUCACUGAAAUUCCAGAUAAUUGUUUUAAUGGUUGUAUUUCACUAAGUCAGAUUAAUAUCCCAACAUCAAUUAAUAAAAUAGGAUUUGGAUGUUUUGAGAAAUGCUAUUCAUUAACAUUAAUAGAUAUCCCGUCAUUAGUUACUUCAUUUAACUGGGGAUGUUUUAGUGAUUGUGGAUGUGAAAAUGAAUUAAAGAAUAAUGAAAGAAUACCAAAAAAGUGUUUUGAUACUUGGUAA